Messenger RNA from Phyllostomus hastatus (greater spear-nosed bat), 3315 nucleotides. It is a transcript of the gene EIF2AK2, whose product is annotated as eukaryotic translation initiation factor 2 alpha kinase 2. The coding region runs from base 125 to 1744 and encodes 539 amino acids. Gene Ontology annotation, biological process: protein phosphorylation. Gene Ontology annotation, molecular function: protein kinase activity; ATP binding. The record is from RefSeq and is a predicted model, not a curated record. The transcript is spliced from 16 exons. Lineage: Eukaryota; Metazoa; Chordata; Mammalia; Chiroptera; Phyllostomidae.
CGGGAGAGGGCCGGGCGGCUGCAGCGAAAGGCGGAGUCCGCGGGGAAAACGAAACUGAGAGCGAGCUGGCCAGACCCAGCUGCGCUCCUCGGACUGCGGUGGCGCGAGAUUCCUGGGAGAGGAAAUGGCUGAUAAUCGUACACCAGGUUUCUUCAUGGAAACACUUAAUAGAUACGGUCAGAAGAACAAUGUAAACAUUAACUAUCGUGAACUGUCUAGGAUAGGACCUCCACAUGACUCAAGGUUUAAAUUUCAAGUUAUGAUAGAUGAGAAAGAAUAUCCACCAGCUGAAGGUAAAUCAAAGAAGGAAGCAAAAGAUGCUGCAGCCAAAUUAGCUUUCGACAUACUUGAAAAAGAGGGAGUUAGUUCUGUAUCGACAGCAGAUACUUCAGAUGAUUUAUCCAUAGGGAAUUAUGUAGGCCAAAUGAAUAGGCUUAUCCAAAAGAAAAAACUACAGAUAACUUAUCAACAACAUGAAUCGUACAUUGAUGGGCUCAAAAGAUUUUUUUGUACAUGCCUAGUUGGACAGAAAGUCUACGGUCGUGGUGAAGGUUCUACUAAGCAGAAGGCAAAACAAUGGGCUGCUAAAUUUGCCUAUGAGAAGUUACAAGCAGAAUCUUCCUCAAUGAAAGAUGAUUCGGUUCUCUUUGCCUCUACCCCGGCUGGGCCCAGUGACUACAAAAGCAAGUCCUCAAAUAUAAGUGGUUCUGAAUCACCAUCUGAAAAUGGCUUUUCAGAAAAUGGAUCAGAAAGAAGUGAUAGCAGUGGCAGUUUUAGCAAUACUCCUUCAUCUUCUCGGAGUGACCUCAGAUAUAGUUUGGGGAAAGGGAGAAGAUCUUUAGCACCCAAGUUUGACUCUCCUUACAUGGGAAGAAAUAACUGUACUAGCAAUGACAGGCUUACCGAAUAUUUUUCCGAAAUAACACCAAUUGGCAAAGGUGGAUAUGGCCUGGUUUUCAAAGGAAAACACAGAAUUGACAAGAAGACUUAUGUUAUUAAACGUGUUAAAUACAAUGAAAAAAAUAAAGUAAAGGCAGAGCGUGAAGUAACAGUUUUGGCAGAGCUUGAUCAUCCAAAUAUUGUUCGCUACUCUUUUAGCUGGACUGAAACUGUUGAUGAUGUGGAAAGCCAAAGAGACAGACCCCAGUACCUUUUCAUCCAAAUGGAGUUCUGUGAUAAAGGAACAUUGGAACAAUGGAUCGAUGAAAGAAGAGAGAAGGACGCAGACAAAGGCUUGUCUUUGGAGUUAUUUGAGCAAAUAGUAGAAGGAGUGAAGUAUAUACAUUCAAAAGGGUUAAUUCAUAGAGAUCUUAAGCCGAGUAACAUAUUUUUAGUAGAUACAAAACAAAUAAAGAUCGGAGACUUUGGACUUGUAACAUUUCAGGAAUAUGAUGAAAAGAGGACACGUGAUCGGGGAACUCCCCUGUACAUGAGCCCAGAACAGAUGACUUCACUGGAAUACGGCAAUGAAGUGGACAUCUUUGCUUUAGGGCUGAUUCUUGCAGAGCUUCUGUACAUACCGCCCACUCGUUCCGAAAUGGGUCAUAUUUUCCGAGAUCUAAGGAAUGGUGUUUUCCCCGAUGAAUUUGAUAACAAAGAAAAAAGUCUUCUACAGAAAUUACUGUCAGCUGACCCCAAGAAACGACCUAACACGGCUGAAAUACUGAAGACUUUGGAGGUGUGGAAGACUGCGGGGGAGCAGAAGGGUGUCGUCGGAGAGAGGAAGAUGCGGAGCACGUUUUAGCGCCUUUCUGAAAAAGUGUCCUGCUUCUGAUGCUCGCUUUCCUUGCGACUGUCUGCAACCUGCUAGGGAUUCUUUUCCUUCUCCCUAAUUCUUUUUACUACAUUUGCAGAAAGUUUUGCACUUUUUAACUUCAAAAAUGUUUUCACUUUUGACUUUGUCCCAGGUCAUCUUCUUAUUAUGAAGAUGGGGAAAAAAAUCCCUCAAUUUUUUAUAUCAAACAAUUGAUAAAUCUUUAUCAAAUGUCUACUGUUUGUAGGCCAAAAAAAAAUAAGAUCUUCCCAUGUCUUAAAUAGGUAAUGAGACAGUUGGAGGAAAAUGGUAACCAUAACAAGAUAAGUUGUAUGCAGUCACUUUGGAAAAUAAUUUGGUAUCCUCUAAAGGUAAAUGUGUAUAUUCCAGAAUGGAAUUCCUACAUUCUGCCUAAAAGAAUGCUCAUAGAAUUCCUACAUUCUGCCUAAAAGAAUGUUCAUAGAAUUCCUGUUUGUAAAAGCCAAAGGAAUAGAAAACCAUACUAGUGUCCAUCAAGAGAAAAAUGGAUACAUACAUUGUAUUAUAUUCACUUUGGAAUACUAUAUAGCAGUGAAAAUAAACAGAGUACUGAGAAAUGUAUAACGUGAUACAUCUCUCAGGAAUAAUGUUGAGCAACAAAGCAGGUUGCAGAAAAUACAUACAGAAUGAUUCCAUUUAUAUAAAGUUCCACGACAUGCUAAAUGAAAUCAUUUUGUUUAGGAAUCCAAACAAAUGUGGUAAAAACAAGGGAAGGAAAUGUUGAGAAAUAUUAAAUUCUGAUAGGGGUUGUCUCUGAGAAGGGAUGGGAGUUGUGUGACUAAGGAAGUGGAUUUCAGAGCUACAGCUAACUUUUUUUCUUAAACCAGUUGUUGAGUCUACUAGUGUUUACUACAGAGUUAUUCUUUUUAUCUAAAAUACAUUUUGUAUCUAUUCUAACAAACACUUUAAAGAGAUGGCAACUGUGGUGUAAGGCAAGCUAAGCAUAGAAAAUUGUCAGUCUGCAGGGUUGAGAUCACUUUCUACUGAAGUAUAAUGGCACAGGGCUUCCAAGUGGCACUCCGCAAGGGACUUAAGUGAGUAGAGACGAGACCGACCACCCGAGAAGUCUGGGCAAGGGGCAUGGCAUAUUAGAUGACACAGACUAAUCAUUAAUUUUAUUAGGCGUGAUAAUGAUAUUGUGGUCGUGAAGGACAGUGUCUCAUUCCUGGGCAAUGCAUGCAGGAGGACCCAGGGCUGAUGUGGCAUCAUGUCUGCAACUUUCAAACGCUCAGCAAAAUCAAUGUGUACGUGAAGAGAGAGAGAGAAAGCAAAUGUGGUGAAAUGUUAACAAUGGAACAACUGAUAAAUCUAGGUGUGUGUUACAGAGGAGUUUCCAUCAUGUUCCUUGAACUUUCCUGUAGGUUUGAAAUUUUUCUGCAAGGAGAGAAAUCUUUUUUCUAAAAAACUAUCAUCUAGAUAUAAUGAAUAAGUCUAUCCUCAAAAGAAGGUAACCUUAUUUUUAUUUUCUGAUUUUAAUAUGUAUACUAUGAUGAAAUAAAUAUAGCAUCUCUUGGAAACUUUUA